This is a messenger RNA of Motacilla alba alba, 1282 nucleotides long. RefSeq lists its product as uncharacterized. The transcript is spliced from 5 exons. The coding region runs from base 239 to 928 and encodes 229 amino acids. The record is from RefSeq and is a predicted model, not a curated record. Gene Ontology annotation, cellular component: membrane. Lineage: Eukaryota; Metazoa; Chordata; Aves; Passeriformes; Motacillidae.
GGGGGCGGAGCGGAGGAUGAGGUGACAUAAAGGAAGUCAGUGAGGGGGCUUUCAUCCCAGGAAACCCUGGGUCUCAUUUUUGAAGCUGCUGAGCAGCGCCGAAUGGUUUCUGCCCCAAGCUCUGAGCGCCCGGAGGGCUCUUCAAAUCAGGGGACUCAACCAGGGCGACGAUGGUUUGCAGAUUUGCACCCUCAGCUCACCUCACAGGAGAAAGAAGAGCUUUGUAUGAGAGGGAGAGAUGGCAAGGCCAUGUACUUCAGCAACCAUGAGCCAGCACAUUGGGAAACUCUAUAGAUCUGCAGUCUCUUCAUUCAUCUUCUUCUUGGUGGUGGAUGUAGGAGUUACUGGUGGAGGUACAAACAAGGAGAAUGCAGCAGCUGUGAUUCAUGUAGCAGCACAGCCUUUGUUGUUGACACGUGAGCCUUGGAACCUUUUGGUGACUCAAACACCAGCCAAGGAGAAAGCCAAAGAGGGUGAAACUGUGGUCUUGAACUGUCAUCUUAACAGUCCACAGUAUCCCUUCCUGACUGACCUGAUGGUGAAGUGGUACAAAGAAGAUGAAAAGGGGCAGAUGGACCUGCUAGAAAAGAAUGUGACCAUCCUGCCAAAUAACUCCAGGAUCUUCAUGAGUGGAGACUUGUCCCAAGGGGAUGUUUCCCUGGUUAUCCUCAAUGUGACAACCAAUGACCAUGGCAUUUAUUUCUGUGAGGUUACACUUCCGGAUGGGAAGGUGGUGACAGGAGAUGGCACAAAGCUCAGGAUCAGGAGGGCUCUGGGCUUGUUUGGUAUAGAAGAAUCCAUUGGAACAAUCAUUGGGAUUGUGGCAGCUGGUAUUGGAGGCAUAGUGGUUCUGAUCGUUGUUUUAACCCCACAGCUGAGGAAGUGCAUCCUCUGCAUGAGACAGGAGUCUCACCAAAGCAUAGCUUGAGGUACAGCAUUACAGGAGUCGCUGGGAUAUGCAAAGCCUGCAGGUGGAACAACUUCUGAUGCCCCAUAAGCAAAAAAAUGGAGUUCUAGCUGGAAUAAAAGCCUUUGCCUCUACAUGUUGACUUUGUCAUUUUUCUAUUUGUUAGCAAGCUUCUUUUUCCUGUAUCUUUGUCAGCCACAGUGACAUAUUUACCAUCCUCCUGCAGCAAGAAGCAAAGCAGCGUUUUGUGAAGAAAUUCAUAUUAUUGCCUGCAAAAACUCCACUUAGUUUGGCCACAUAUCUCUGAAUUUAGACUCUGGUGAGGCACCCUGGGUCUCUUUGGGCCAUUGAUUCUUAUUUUAAAGAUGCAGUUCA